Messenger RNA from Lachancea thermotolerans CBS 6340, 3129 nucleotides. It is a transcript of the gene TTI1, whose product is annotated as Tti1p. Bases 1 to 3129 code for a protein of 1042 amino acids. Gene Ontology annotation, biological process: chromatin remodeling. The transcript has a single exon. Lineage: Eukaryota; Fungi; Ascomycota; Saccharomycetes; Saccharomycetales; Saccharomycetaceae. The record is from RefSeq and is a predicted model, not a curated record. Gene Ontology annotation, cellular component: cytoplasm.
AUGGCAUCCAGAGAAUCGGUUGCUUUCCAAAGGGUUCAGCCUCACUGCGUGAACUUAUCGAGACAAUCGUUCUUGCCUAGAGAUGUCUUUAAUCCAAAUUCUGUUGUUUUGCUAGAGGGCUUGCGGUCUCUCGAGGAAGAACUGAAACAGCUAGAAAAUGAAGGAGUGAGUUUAUCUCCCAAGUUUGCAGACUACGUGUUUGUGCCAAUUGCGAGCUUGUUGCGGCAAGACUCUCUAGGCUCUUCACAGACGGAGGCACUUUUACAGGUAAUAGGCCAUCUCGUCUCGCUGUGUUGGUCAUCAGCGGGCUCAUUUAAUAAGGCGCUCGCUCAACAGCUCUUUGCACUAGUGACGUUCUUGAUUAGCAACGACAAGGACAAUACAUGCCUUUUGACCAAAACCCCUUCAUUUCAGCUGACAGGGUGCAUUGUUCUAAGAAAGCUCUUCAAAGCUUUUGCAAUUCAGAAAGCCAGCGGGAGUUUCGAUCACUUCGCAGAUCCUCAAAAUUUGCCGAGUUUAGGGCAUUCAGUGACUAUUUUAUUGGAUAUUCUUGGAGGAAAUGAUAAUGAGAUUGACCUUCAGCUCGCGGCUAUCGAGGCAUUACAUGUCCUCUAUCAAGAAACGCUGAACGACGGCGAAAUUAUCUCUUUUAUAGUUCCGGGGAAUGUGUCGGCUUUUUCCAAAUUACUUCUUAAACCGGGGUUGACUGUGAAUCCUCGCGUGGUAUGUUCUACCUUGCGCCUGUUCGCUGUCAUUAUUUGCAUAGUAUAUUCUGAUUUCGAUCUCCAUGUUGUUGAGCAUUCACCAAGCGAUCUUAACGAAUUGUUGGAAGAAGCAGAGAAGCCUUUCGAGACAAACAUUGCCAUUAAUGAAGUGGAUUUCAAAAAUAGGAAUCUUCAUCGGGACAUCAAAUGGCUCAGGGCUACGUCUGCUCAAAUAAAUAGAGCUCUAAAAGGGGUUCUACCGAAGCUUGUCAAAAGAGACAACGGCAGCAUAAACUUAGCUCUAUGCGAGUUUAUAUCGGCUCUAAUGAAGCACUGCAGGGCUUCUCUCAACAACUGUCAAAAGUUGUUUUUCUCUGUUGCAUUGGAAUUACAUUAUGUUCCAGGUGAGCUUGUGCAGACACUUGAGGGAACCAGAACUUUGAAGCUCAUGGUUGAUAACAAGGUCACGAGAAUCUCGAAUGCCAUACAAUUCGAAGACAUAAAGGCUCUCCAAACAAUACAAUAUGGACUUCAAACCUUAUACUCCUACCAAUGUCUCGAUUUUGAAAUGGUUGAUGGGUUGGUGUUCAGUCUCAAGUCCUGCGUCAGCGAUUUCUUAGAACAAAAAAACUUGCGGUUCACCGAAGGAAAGCUUAAAGAGCAAGGAGGCAUGGUUAUUGUUGGUCAAGAUUUUUUGACACUCACAGAGACUUCACAACCAUUGCUCCCAAAAAUUUCCACAGCUUUGGAAGAGACGUUGUCUCAAUUGCUUCACACCUUGGGAACGUGUUACUCAAGGGAUCAUAUCCAGGGAACAGUCAGCGAGCUACUUACGUUUGAUGGUUCAGAGAGCGGUUUUGGCAAAGCUGUUUCACUUUGGAUGUCAGCUAACUUACUUAAGGCGGCUUCCGAGGUGCUGCCGGACGCGCAUGACAUUACCGAUGAGUUCAUGACGUUUGAAAACGACGAACGAAAAGUUGCUGAUCUACCAUUGGAACCGAUAGAGACAUGUUAUGCUAUCCUUGAAAGCUCUGUGGCCCUUAUAGAUGAGGUGAACCAGAACAGCGCAGCCUUACACCACGACUCAGAAUUCCAAGUGGUUGUAGGUCUCAAGUCUAUUCAAAUUAUGAGCGAGACUCUGGGCGAAGAAUUUCGGACAGAACUAAUCGAUAUUUUAUUUCCUGUUGUUGACUGUUUGGCGUCCCCAUCUUCAGCUAUAAGGCAUUUUGCCCAAACAACAACACUUUCGAUUGCAAAGUCUUUCUAUGGGGGCUCGAUACAUGACCUACUCCUGGACAAUAUUGACUAUCUUGUGGAUGCUAUAUCGGUCCGCUUGAACAACUGUAUGACCAAAAGAGUACCUACAUUACUCAUGGUUUUAUGCAGAGUCGGCGGCUACAAUCUGAUAAAGAGCUUUAAAGAUGUGCUGGAAAUUAUUUUUAGGCUUUUAGACUUCUAUCACGGCUAUGAGGAUUUAUGUUGCGAGUUUUUCCAACUUUUUGAAGUGAUAGUCACUGAAAUGAGACACACAUACUUAAGUUCUACCGAUGUGUCGCCUCGACUAAAAAACGAGCACUCAGUAUCCAGCAGUUUCAAGCCCUGGGGUAUGCAGAACAUUCUACAAGUUUUGGAUAUUCUUGAUAAAACUGGAGAAAAGGGCAUUCAUGAAGAAGAUUUUGAUGAUCUUGACAGCAACCAAGACGACCCUGGAACUUUCCAAGAGUUCUUUGACAAGAGGGUUCAUGAGGUCGACAGUGAUGACGAAGAUGAAGACAUUCAACCAACAGAAGGUCAAUCAACUUCUUCUGGGCACGCCAGUGACAAAUGGUUCUCCCCCAUACCGCGGGAUUCGUACCGCUUGCUACUUCAGAUUGUUGGGUACGGUGAUAGACUCCUCACACAUCCCUCUCGUCAGCUUAAAGUCCAAAUAUUGCAGCUAAUGAGUAGAGUGUUUCCUAUGCUUGCUACUCAACACGAUAUGCUACUGCCUCAAGUUUCAAAGUCUUGGGAUAUAAUAGUUCAGCUUUCUUUGGACCCCGAUUUUGCUAUAGCCAAGGUUGCAUGCGAGUGCCUACGGGAACUAAUCCAUUGCUCAGGCGACUUUGUCACAAAAAGAUUCGUUGAUUUAUGGGGUGCACAGAAGGCUCACUCGCCGCUUCUCGGGAUUGCUGCUCCGAAGGGAGUCGCUCCAACAUUAAGUUCCAAGAAGUGGCUAACUUCCCCGAAACAAUUUCCACCUAUCACGAGGGAGGCUCUGGUAUCACUUUCGGAAAUGUUAUUGGAAGGAAUUGUCCAGACAGAGCUUUUUACCUCAGAAGUUCAAAUACAAGAGAUGGUUUAUUGCUGUUUGCUAGUGUUACCUAAGGAACAUGUUCAGUCAAGAUCGUUGUUACUUGGCGAUAUUGUGUCACUCUUAUCAUUGUAA